AUGAACGUCAUGCACACCGCUAAGAUCACCGCGCGCGUCUCCGCGACGCGCGCGCGGUCGAGCGCGCCCGCGCGCGCGCCAAUCGCGAAACGCGCGGCGUCCACGACGACGCGAGUGUACUCGCCACCGAACGGGAGCAUCGACUUCGGGAGCGUGGACGAGAUCAGCGGCAGCGUGGACGCGGACCAGGACCUCCGCGCGGCGAUGGUCGAGCGCGACACCGCGGAGACGCUGCGACGCACGAUCGCGGCCAUGGGCGGCGCGCCCGUGCAAGACCCCGCGGCGUUCAUCAGCACGCCCGAGCAGCGCCUGCAGACGUCGAUCCUCUUCGGCUCGUGCGCGGCGCUCUGCGCGCGCGGCGUCGUGGGCGUCCACGAGAAUAUUCUCGCGUCGGGCGGCGGCGACGAUCCGCUCGCGUACGCCUCCCUCCUCGCCGCCGCGGUCGGGGCGUGGUGGCUCUCCGACCUCGGCACGGGCAUCUUCCACUGGAGCGUGGACAACUACGGCAGUAAGCAGACGCCGGUGAUGGGCGACGUCAUCGACGCGUUCCAGGGCCAUCACAAGUACCCGUGGACGAUCACGAAGCGGCAGUUCGCCAACAACACGCACACGACGUGCCCGGCGACGAGCUGCGUGACCAUCCCGCUGCUGCUGACGCCCGAUUUGGGUCCGAACGCGUGCGUGUUCAUGGGUGUCUUCUGCAGCAUGGUCGUGCUGUCGCAGCAGUUCCACGCGUGGUCGCACGCGAAGAAGUCCGAGCUCCCGGCGCUGGUGAUAGCGGCGCAAGACGCCGGGUUGGUCAUCUCUCGCAAGGCGCACGGGCAGCACCACAAGCCGCCGUUCGAGGGGAGGUACUGCAUCGUGUCGGGGUGGUGGAACGACGCGCUGGACGGGAGCGGGGUUUUGAAGCGCGCAGAGCGGUUCAUAUACGACACCACCGGAGUCGCCGCGCGGUGCUGGACGGAGGCGACGUUCAACGUCCAGGAGGAAGCGCCCGAGGGGUGGGGGAACGACAUCAUUCGUUGA
Micromonas pusilla CCMP1545 is the source of this 1026-nucleotide messenger RNA. RefSeq lists its product as uncharacterized. NCBI's taxonomy places the organism in Eukaryota, Viridiplantae, Chlorophyta, Mamiellophyceae, Mamiellales, Mamiellaceae. The transcript is spliced from 2 exons. The record is from RefSeq and is a predicted model, not a curated record. Bases 1 to 1026 code for a protein of 341 amino acids.